GCGCGAAGGACAAUUUUCGCCGUUUUCAGUUCGCGCGAUAACGGUGCUAACGGAAACGCCCAAUUACCUGCAACGAAUGCACACUCAGUGCAUACUAGUUUUCCCAGUGAAAAACGCUUAAUAAAAAAAAGAAGAUUGUGACCGAUAUGAUAGAAUUUCCAACCUGAUUUGUCGACUCUAAUAUCUUUAUAAGGGAGAGCAACAUUUAUAUCUGCAAGAUUUUUUCGUUUCAUACAAAAACACGUCGAAGAAACCUAAUUUUAUCGAAAUUGGAGGAGUCUAAGCUGUAUAAUUUUUAUUACCACAAAAAAUAGCUAUCACAUGGUUCUAUAGCAGAAUGAGAAGUUUUUUUAAAAAUCUCUUGUUCCUAUUUGCAAAUGUGAAACAAAGCAUCUAUUAAUUGAAAUUAACAAAACACUAUUAAUUAUUAAAUAAGGAUCAAUUCUUGUGGUUUUCAAAGAUUUGAUUAAAAUUGUUUAAAUUGUUAAAAUAUAUGUACAUAAGGAAGGGAGAGAGAGAAAGAGUGCUAGUUUAUUUUAUCAUCCUUAUUUUUAAAAUAAUUGCAUUUGUUUGUUAAGGAUUAUUGAUACUGUAUUAUGUUAAGAUGGAAUUAGCAAAGGGAAUCACUGAUGGUCUGGCAAAUAUCCAAAAUAGUAAUGUUUUACCAGAGGAAACAUUUCUGCAAUUAUUAGAUAUUAUAAUGUUAUAUAUUUCUAGGAAUAUUAAUAAUGGAAAAACAGCUAUCGCUGCUGUACAUUCGUCCAAAUCAGAUCUGAUAAAAGCUGCCAUUGCCAACAUAUCUUGCCUCUUUGUAGAGGCUGCCCGGCACGAUUAUGAUGAAGAGAGCUUGAAACAUUUUCUGUAUAAUGAACAUAUUAAUGGACAAAGAAUUGAAAUGCUAUGUAAUACAUACACAAAUAAUAAGCAAAAUAUUCAAACUCGGUUGGAAUUGAUGGGGAAUAACUUACCACAUAUAGUGGAUAUAGAUUGGCGUUUGCAUCAUUGUCUUAAAAUUAGCACUCGUUUUACUAACAUACCAACUUAUAACAUACGAAUGAGUAUAAAAAAUGGUAAUCAAGUGAGACACGUAAUAUUUACAUGUACUAUACAACAACUACAAGAGUUGGUAUACAAAUUAAAGGACAUUGUGAGACACAUUGAAAAAAUGUCUCAUAUAUAAAUUGGUGAUUACAACAUGUAAUUUAGAAAUACAAUUGUUUGCUCUAGUUUGUAUAUAUGAAGGAUGCUCUAUAUGAAUAAUACAGCUUUGUUUAGGUACACUCAAUUGUAUUUUUUGCAUUAUUAGUGAAGAGAAUAUCUUUUAAUUUUAUGUAGAGUAAUUGUUACUUUUAUACGUUUAUAUAUGUAUAUGCGUACACAUACAUACAUAUGUAAAACUGAUUAAGAAUACAAUCUUCUAUUCUGUAGCCCAGUGUUUAUCUAAAAAUUUUUUCUUGUUUGACAGAAAAAUACAUAUUACAGUUAUGUUCUUUUAAUUAAAUACAGAAUUAUAUUAAUAAUCCUUUUUCUCUAUUACUAUGUAAUAUAUAUUUUAUAAUCAUAGUACACUAUGUACAAAUAAAAUUCAGUAUAUCUAAAAAAAAAAUAAAAUUCUUAAUCAUUAAAAUUAUUUAGCAAAAGUUUCUAUUUUAUUGUUGCUUUCCUCAAUUUAUGUUCUUUCCUCGAUACGUAUAAUUAUAUAAGGGACAACAAACAUACAUUAAUAUAUAAUGCACAAAAUACACUUAUGGAUUGUAUAAAUAGAGUUGAGAGGAAACAAUAGAGAGCUUGAAAAAUGAAAACAUAAAACGCAGAGAAUAAAUGGAAAGAGGAAGAGGGAAGACAGAAAAAUAUUAUCCUUUACGACUAAUAAUUUUGCUUUGUUAAAAUAUUUUUUCCAUCUAAGAUGAAGUAACGUAAUGAUCACAGUAUUUAAUUGUCAACUAAUUUUUUGUCGUAAUUAUCGCAUACAUUUUUAUUGUUCCAUAUUAUUUACUCGAUAUAUGAUAGGAUAAGGCCUCGGACAUUUCACUACCAUUAGCAGUUUUCGAAUAUUUUCGAAAUUACCCUCAAAAUUAUAUUAAUUUUAAAAUUGGAAUAAGACCACGAUUUAUAAAACACAAUUCAAAUCGAGAAACAGCCAAUAUAUAACAAAAUCUUAAUGUUGAAAAUGAUGUUUCGUGCUGAGAUAAUAUUUUUCAAAUUCUUCACAUUUUCCAGGGAUGGAGAUGAUGAUCUUAAAUGUUUGUUAGCAUUAGUAUUAUUAAAUUGAUCGUCAAUUUGAUUUUGUGAUAUUAUUUUUCUGAUUCAAAAUUUAAGAGCUGUAUUUAAAACUAAAAAUUCAAGGUGCACAAUUUAAAGAAUUUGUAAAAAAUUAAAAAAAAAUGUAUUUAAAAAUCACACAACAUUAAACACUAAGAUCUUGCUAUGACCGUAUACUAUUUCUCGAUUUGAAUUAUAUUAAUUUUGUUUCAACAUUGGUCUAAAAGUAAGAAAUCUGAAAUUUAAUGAAAUUAAGAUAUUCUGGUAAUUGUAAGUAUUCUAACUGAUGACAUUUUAUAUACUUAUGACUUUGAUAAUAAGAAUAAUUAUUGUAAAACAUCGAUUUCAUAUCAAUACUUGUUUUUCGAGAUAUAUUAUCAUUUCUAAAUUUACUAGUGUUCAACGAAAAACAAAAAUGCUAUCUGAUUCAGAUACAUUGUGAAGAAAAAAUUAAUUUGGUUAAAUUUUUCCACUUGAUUAAAAAUAUCUUCAGUUCAAAUAUUUACAGUUAUAAAACCAAUUAUCCAGAUAUAGAAUAUGGAAGUUUAUUUUAUGCUACAAGUUCAUUAAACAUUAUAAUUUUUUGAGGGGGGGAGGGACUAUUGGAAAUGAAAAUCCUUGUCAGUGAUGCAUUUCCAUCAAAAGUAUGCUAUUGAUUUAUAGCAUAAAAUAAACUCCUAAUAUCUUUUAUCUUCGGACAAUUAGUUUUAUAAUUGUAUAUAAGAUUAUCUUUUAUUUAUUUAAUAUUAUUCUGUCUAUUUUAUUAUCCUUUACACACAUUUUUACACUUGAGUAAAAACAGGUAAAGAUAGAUACAAAAUAAAAUAGGCAUUUUAGUGUAAUUUUAUUUAAAUACAAUCUUUUAAUCAGAUUUUACUGAUAAACCAGUAAGUUUUUUCAGUCUAAAUACAAGAUUGCUUUUGAUGGAAAUGUAUCACUGGUAGAAGUUUUUCUUGAAAAAAAAUCUCUAGUUCUUAGCUCCUUUUGUCAAAGCAUAGUAACCUCUUAACUAUUUCUGUGGUAUGUGCUUUUUACACUUUUACAUAGAUAUACGGAACCACAAUUUAAAUGCAGGUUUUGAACUAAGAGGAAUUUUCUUGGCAAGAUACUCUCGGUAGUUUGCCAUUGCCUUGCAAGAAGUAACGAUCAAAUAAAAUGUUUCUGAUCAGUAAGAUUUGAUCCCAGAUCUUCGGCAUAGAGAGUAGACACAUGACUCUAUGUUACGAUCACUAUCUAAAAAUACAUAAUAGUUGGUGAAUUUGUAGCGUAAAAUAAAUUUUCAAUGUCCAGCCAAUUAGUUUAAUUACUGUAUAUAUUUAAUUUAAAUACAUGAAAUACUUAAACAGUUGAAAUGUGUGUAAAGCUGGGUACACACAAGGGACACCCGUGACCUUCGAGUCACCAAUUUUAACAAAAUUUUAUGGGUGUGUAAUAUUCACUCAAACCUUUACUGUAAUAAAACGGUAAGUUGUAUAAUAUUUCCUGCCCCAAGUACCAUUACAGUUUUUAGCUUUUUUUAUAAAGUCUAGACCAAAAAAACAAUAACAAACUGUUAUUCAGAGAUCAUUGUAGGUAUGACGAUUUUCCUAACACCGGAUGUUAGAUUGUUGACUCGACAAUUGUUCUGUAACGAUACUACAAGUACUAGAAAUAUUUAAUCGUCAUUUUCUCGAAAAUAUCUAAUAUCCGCAACUUACUAUAGUAAAAGUUUGAGUGAGUACAUACCCAUAAAAUUGUAUUAAAAUCGGUGAUCCGCGGGUUUUCCUUGUUAAAAACGAACACCGAGCGAACAGCAGCGAACAUACGUAUGAGCGUCUGUAUCGCGCACCAAUUUUCUUUGAUGCACCGCCACAUAAGGGAAUUAAAUCGAACAUGAAUUGAACGUUCUAUCUCAGUAUUCUUUGAGAUAUACAUCUGCUGUAUAAGAACAACGAACGUUCACGUUUGCUAUUCGUUCGGUGUUUACUCGCUAAGUGUAUACCCAGCUUAAGGAUGUAUUCAUAAUCCCUACGAACUAAAUUGAAAUUGGAAAUGUAUUAAUAUUUUUACUUUAAAUAAGCUGUAUACAUAUAAAAGUUGUAUGAAUAACAUUAUAUUUUUAUUUAAUAACACAUUUUUAUAAUUUACUUACUGUAUUUGCUAGUAAAAAUUAAAAUAAUGAAAAAAAACAUCAAUUUUUUGUAAAGUACUUUAAGUAUUCAGGAUGGAUUUAUACAAAUUCCAAUUGCGAUUCCGAGGUUAAUUUUUCUGUAAAUGUAAAUGAAUAAAUUUUAUUUAUUUACAGAAUAAUUGAUCUCUGUAUCGUAAUAAAACUUUAUAUAAAUUAUUUUAAGUACUUACAGUACUUAUAUAAAAACUAUUUUUUUUUUUUUUUUCAUUAUUUCUUAAUUACAUUUCCAUUAGAACAUUUUUACUUUUUUAUUAUUGAAAUAAUUUGCGAUUCAAGUAAAAAAAUCACUAUUAAUUUUUUUACAUUACUUUCAAAUGCAAUAUUAACCAAUUUGUUAUUUUUUUUAUUUAGAAAAUAGUAUUUAUGUAUGUAAAUUAAUGAUUACAUUACCUUAAAAAGUACCAUAAUGCAACAAUACUUUUAGCUUAAGAAAAAGAAUUUGUUAAUUUAAUUACAUUUUUCAAACUGUUUAAAUUUCAUCAGUUCAUUUAUUUAUGUAAUAAAUUAUUUAAAAAAUUACGUAAUACAUUCUUAACUUAAAUACAUAAAUACUUGAAUUGAAAAAAUUUAGUCAAGUUAAUAACUUUUCUCAACAUAUAGUGAGUAAAAGUGGGAUUGUAUCCACUCUUUUUUUUCCAAUGAUUGAUUAGUCGAUCAAUUACCAGAGGGAAAGAAGCUAGAUGUAAGCGCAAUUCAGUGUCUCUACAUCGGAACAAAAUAACAUUUUGGUUUUCGAUCUUGUAGAGAUAAUAUUUAAAUUCAAUUUAAAUUUUUUACUUAUUUUAACCGAUAUUUCAUUAAAUCUACAUUAAUGUUACAAGCAUAUAUUAUCUCAAAAAAUAUUAAUCAGAAAUAUGUAAAAAUAUUAAAAUUAAAAAUAAAAUUGUCUUUCAGAAACAUCGUAUCAUACAUAUAAUACAAUUUCAUAUAAUUUCUUUUAAUAUAAAUAAAGGGUUUUCAAAAAUAUUCAAUACUGCGAACUAUAUAAAUUUUUUUCAAUCUUACACGAUAUAAAAAUGUAUAAUUUAAAUUUAGGUAACAUUAUUAUUAAUUUAAUUAUAGUUCAACUAUAUUCAAUACUUCUUUUAUACACAUAUCUAUGUGCUCAAUUGUAAGAGUACUCUCUUCUACGAUAACUAUGUGUUCACACGUUCUAUAAACAUGUUCUUCCGUAAUUACAUUAUUUAUCGAAAAAGUGAUUGCGACACUUUUAGUUACUUAAUGCUAAGGAAUAAUGUGUCUAUUUAAUAUGCACAAGAACGCAUAUUACAUACUAUUAAGACAUUAUAAUGCGUUAUACAUUAUGCUAUUAACAAAUUAACAGCAAGCGUAUGUACUAAGAGAUAUAAAUCAUACAUGAUGAUUUAAAUAUAUAUAACUUUAAUGAUAAAUUUGCUUUUCAAGUGCUUGGUGUACAACUUGUAUCCAUAUCUGUGUGAAAAAUAUAUGCUAUCAUAUUGCAAUAUAUAUGUGUAACGCGAAAUAAAAGAACUAUGACAUAAA
Messenger RNA from Solenopsis invicta (red fire ant), 5935 nucleotides. Its product is annotated as COMM domain-containing protein 3. The transcript is spliced from 4 exons. The record is from RefSeq and is a predicted model, not a curated record. NCBI's taxonomy places the organism in Eukaryota, Metazoa, Arthropoda, Insecta, Hymenoptera, Formicidae. Gene Ontology annotation, biological process: sodium ion transport. Bases 605 to 1180 code for a protein of 191 amino acids.